CGGAGCGGCGCGAGGAGCGCGGAGCCCCGGACCCCCAGGGAACAUGGCAGAGAAGAUCCUGGUGACGGGCGGUGCCGGCUACAUCGGCAGCCACUGUGUGCUGGAGCUGCUGGAGGCUGGAUACGUCCCCGUGGUCAUCGACAACUUCCACAACGCCAUCCGAGGGGCAGACGCGCUCCCCGAGAGCCUCCGGCGCGUGCAGCAGGUCGUGGGCCGGCCCGUCCUCUUCCAGGAGCUGGACAUCACGGAUGGGGCAGGGCUGCAGGAGCUCUUCAGGAAGCAUCGUUUCUCAGCUGUGAUGCACUUUGCGGGGCUGAAGGCCGUGGGGGAGUCUGUGCAGAAGCCCCUGGAAUACUACAGGGUGAACCUCACUGGGACCAUCCAGCUGCUGGAGACCAUGAGAGUCCACGGGGUGAAGAACAUAGUGUUCAGCAGCUCUGCCACUGUCUACGGGGACCCCAAGUACCUGCCCCUGGAUGAGAACCACCCGGCUGGAGGCUGCACCAACCCCUACGGCAAAUCCAAGUACUUCAUCGAGGAGAUGAUCCGAGAUCUCUGCAAAGCAGAGAGGGACUGGAACGCUGUUCUCCUGCGCUACUUCAACCCCAUCGGUGCCCACGAGUCGGGCAGGAUUGGAGAGGAUCCUCAGGGGAUCCCCAACAACCUCAUGCCCUACGUGGCCCAGGUGGCAGUGGGACGCCGGGAAUUCCUGAGUGUGUUUGGCAACGACUACGAGACAGAGGAUGGGACGGGUGUCAGGGAUUACAUCCACGUCGUGGAUUUAGCCAAGGGCCACAUCGCUGCUUUGAAGAAGCUCAAGGAGAACUGUGGCUGCAAGGUCUACAAUCUGGGCACAGGCACUGGCUACUCUGUCCUGCAGAUGGUCCAGGCCAUGGAGAAAGCCUCAGGGAGGGAGAUCAAGUACAAGGUCACAGGCCGGCGGGAGGGAGACGUGGCCUCCUGCUAUGCCAACCCGGGGCUGGCUGAGCAGGAGCUGGGCUGGAAAGCUGCCUUUGGCCUGGACAAGAUGUGUGAGGACCUGUGGCGGUGGCAGCUGCAGAACCCCACGGGCUUCAGCAAGAACUGAGCUGUGGCCUGAGGGCUGGCUGGGCUACCCUGGGCCAGCCCUGCGUGCCCCCCUGCUGAGCUGGGAUUGUCCUGGGUGCAGUUCCAGCUCCCC
Messenger RNA from Apus apus (common swift), 1180 nucleotides. RefSeq names its product UDP-galactose-4-epimerase (gene GALE). Gene Ontology annotation, molecular function: UDP-glucose 4-epimerase activity. Gene Ontology annotation, cellular component: cytosol. The coding region runs from base 44 to 1087 and encodes 347 amino acids. Lineage: Eukaryota; Metazoa; Chordata; Aves; Apodiformes; Apodidae. The transcript is spliced from 11 exons. Gene Ontology annotation, biological process: beta-D-galactose catabolic process via UDP-galactose, Leloir pathway. The record is from RefSeq and is a predicted model, not a curated record.